Messenger RNA from Dovyalis caffra, 477 nucleotides. Lineage: Eukaryota; Viridiplantae; Streptophyta; Magnoliopsida; Malpighiales; Salicaceae. The record is from the annotation of a GenBank genome assembly.
AUGGCAUCAACUCCACAAUUCAAACCCUAUUUUAUACCAGAAGAUGAGUGGCCUGAGUUCACUACUGCAUUGUAUGAUAAUUUGGAUUCUGGUAAAGAAAAUGUGCUAGAACUCGUGCUUUCAGGGAUUAAAAUGUUGUUCACUGGUGGUGCUGAAAAUAGAUUUGAACAAAAUGGGUUUUAUGUGAUUCAAGAGGAGUAUGCACGGUUGAUUCUUGAUCAACUGGUUGCGUUAGCGAGGGCAGAAUCUUGUAUCAUGGAGAAUCCUGAAUAUGAAGAAAGAACAAGGUUUCUUGCUAUAGAAUUUGUGCUAGUUCUAAUUGAAGAUAAAAAGGGUUACCAGAUUUUGGUAAAUACAGGGGAUUUUGUAGCAAGAUUUCAUCUUGACUCAAGAGUGGCUCAGCUUAAGCAGAAGAUGAUCAUGAUGGCCGAAUUGUUUCCUCGUACGAUCGUGUCAGUUAUGAAGGCUUAUUGUUAG